Neodiprion virginianus is the source of this 5070-nucleotide messenger RNA. It is a transcript of the gene Task6, whose product is annotated as two pore potassium channel protein sup-9. Lineage: Eukaryota; Metazoa; Arthropoda; Insecta; Hymenoptera; Diprionidae. Gene Ontology annotation, biological process: potassium ion transmembrane transport; stabilization of membrane potential. The coding region runs from base 1289 to 2392 and encodes 367 amino acids. The transcript has 13 exons. Gene Ontology annotation, cellular component: membrane. The record is from RefSeq and is a predicted model, not a curated record. Gene Ontology annotation, molecular function: potassium ion leak channel activity.
GGCUGUCACGGGCGUAGCUCCUGAUUGCGUCACGAUCGGGAGACCGCGAGACACGCUGAAAGUAAGAGAGAUAGAGAGAGAGAGGGAGAGAGAGGAGUGAUGGAGUGAUAGAUAGCUAGAUAUAUAUGUAUAGAUAGAAAUAGAGAAAGAGAGAGAGAGAGAGAGCGGAGAGUGCAAUAGACGAGGAAUUAUCACGGGAGCGAGAGGGACAACCGGGGGUGGAGUUUGGGCGGUGGGAGGCGAACAGUGGAUGGUGUUGUGUGGAUGGUGCAGUGCAGUGCAAUGAGGAUGCAGCGGAACUCGGUGGUGGUUUCUGUUUGCGUAUGCUCACCACGCCAGGGGGGCACGGUAUAGGGCUACAAGAUACCGUAUCUGCCUCUGCAUUUGAUUUAGAUGAUCCAUCAACUUAUACUGACGUGAUCAUGCAGCCCGUGAAUCGCAACUAGUCCAAGAGACAGGAUAGAAGAGGAGGGAGGGACUGAUCUCUUCGGAAGAGGCGCUCAUAUAAUCAUGAUUGAACUUCACUUAGAAUGAUUUUCGCUGCUCUCGAUGGGGGGUUAAAGGUCACAUAGAUGCGGUGUCAAUUUCCCCACACUACUUCUGCGUCGACGCACCUUGCGGAACAACGAUUGACUCGGUUUGCGAAUACGAACGGUUUUGGGUGGUCCUAUUUGAGGAUCUCGCCUCGCUAGCCGUUGGUCUAGGGUUCGACCGCAUCCGGAAUUUACACAACUCUGACAUUUAUCUCACUGCACGGCCCUUAAUCUCAGCCCGCUACGAAGCCAAAGCUGACCUGUAUUAAAAAAAGGAAUGGAGAAGACAUGGCUGUGGGAGCAGCGAAGGCACUGCUAUAUUACUCUGCUCAAUCUUUUGCCAUUCUCAGAAGAGGAUCAAUGGAGCUCGUGGACUGCAGAUGAAACGGGGUCGUUAUUUCAAAGUUUUUGUAGUAAAAACAUUUCGAAAAUCAACCAUCAGAGAAGACUGUAACAUCAGAUAUCAAAUCUCGGUGGGUUAAUACGACCAAACUAGAGAACUAGUGUGUAGAGGUCAGAAAAGAGACAUAGUUAGAAAGAAACGAGAACGGAAAAAGGAAGAAGGAGCCGAAGUGCAGGAAAUACGGGCAGGCAUUGUGAGGGCGGUUCGUGCGAUUAUCGAACGGUUCUUACAUGAAGAUUAUCUUGGAAACGUACAGCAUGGGCCCGGCACCCUACAGUUAACUCCCUUGAGCGAUGCAAGUAGUUAGGGCUAAGGCCUUGGCCGUACUGGUGAGCAUGUGGCUCACUAGAGAAUGAAGAAGCAAAACGUCCGGACCUUAUCGUUGAUCGUCUGCACGUUCACCUACCUCCUUAUUGGCGCCGCAGUCUUCGACGCCCUAGAAUCCGAAACCGAAAAGCGACGCUGGGAAGCUUUGGAUGCUAUAGAGAAAAUGGUGAUACGGAAGUACAAUAUAAGCGAGGACGACUUCAAGGUGAUGGAAACGGUUGUGCUGAAGACGGAACCACACAAGGCAGGUCAGCAGUGGAAAUUUGCUGGGGCAGUCUACUACGCUACCACGGUGCUUACUACGAUUGGAUAUGGACACUCUACACCAAAUACCAUAGGUGGUAAAUUGUUUACGAUGUGCUACGCUAUCGUGGGUAUUCCAUUAGGUCUUGUCAUGUUUCAAAGUAUAGGCGAACGGCUCAACGAGUUUUCGUCAGUUGUUAUACAAAGCGUGAAACGUCUUCUCAAUUGCAAGGAUAUACAAGCAUCAGAAAUGAAUCUGAUAUGUGUUGUUACGACACUCUCCAGUCUCACGAUUGCUGGGGGUGCCGCAGUCUUCUCAAGAUAUGAAGGAUGGUCGUAUUUCGAUUCAGUUUACUACUGCUUCAUUACGCUGACGACAAUUGGUUUCGGCGAUAUGGUUGCCCUCCAGAAGGACAAUGCGUUGGACAACAAGCCAGAAUACGUGAUGUUCGCUCUGAUCUUCAUUCUGUUCGGUUUGGCCAUUGUUGCUGCCUCUCUGAAUUUGCUAGUUCUUAGAUUUGUCACUAUGAACACUGAAGACGAACGGAGAGACGAGGCGGAAGCUUUACAGGCGGCUCAAGGAGCUGUACGUCUUGAAGGUGACGUAAUAACAGCAAAUGGCUCGAUCCUCUCAGGACAAAUCGGCAACCAAGGAGACACAAUUUCAUUGGAUGACAACGCAUCCGUUUGUAGCUGCCGCUGCAGUGGUUUUUACAAAAAGAGACGAAGACAACGUUUCACCGUGCGUCGUUCACCGGGUAAAAUAUCCCACUUGCUGCCAAUGCAGCAAUUACCGGCUCUUCACGUUCAGGCAGAGCAUUGUCCACCACCGUUAACACCACUGCUCCAAAUACCACCAUUGUAUCAACACAGAGCCAGUAUCUGACGAUCUUCGUCAAUUGAAAAAAGACUUCCAUUCCUUGCGAUCUAUGAAUCGUAUCAAUAUCGUCGUGCUUCUCUUUAGGAAUAUCGGAACGGACGUUUGCCCAAGUACAACCGUGGCUGAUUGGACUCACAAAAUGAAGGGUGACAAUCUUGGAUGUGUCUAGUAAGCAGUGCUGGAAUGAUACAGUGUUCAAAUAUCAGCUGUUUUUCAUCUAAGUUUUAAAAUUUGUUAUAAUAUUUUUUUAAAUGUACGAUGAAUUGAUUCAUGUAUCUGAAGUACACUGCCAUGCAACUAGUGUUACAAGAACUGAAUCAAGAACUAACAUAACAAAGGCUUCCAAUAAUCAGAAAGCUUGAAUGAGAUGUAGGAAUACAAUGAAAGAAAGAACACAUGGACCAUCAUUUACGCGUAAACGUCAUACAAAAACUAAAUAGAAAAAGUUUUCAAUACAGACUUGCGAAAUGAAGAAUUUCAAUAAUCAUCAAACAUCAUUAACAUUCGACAUAACCAACAAAACGCAUGGGAUAUAUACUUUAAUGUUGAAAUUUUACAAUAUAUUUACAAAGACGACGUUUAUUGUUCAUUCUAGCAAUCUUAGCAUUCGAUUUUUGACUAAUUUAUUCAAAAUUUGUCAUUGCGCUGUCAUUGCAAUUUUACCCACCAAACUAAGUUUUCAUGCCAGCACGUUCAGUGUAAUAGGAGCUUCUUAUUUUCCUGAUCUUUUCCGCGUCUACGCUUCAAUCAAAUAUGAUAAUACGUAGACGUUUAUUCUCCGUAAGGUAAAAAAUCAAUUCAUCAAAUAUGCAAAAAAUUUUGAUAGCAAGAGUUUUAGAUGUGGAAAAAUUCUGACUUAUUGUUAGAAAGCGCUAACUAUAGUAUAUCAAUUCGGAUCUUCCACUGUUCUCAAAUCUUCAUAAUUUCCUGAACCAGAACUAUGAAAUAUUUUUCAUCCAAAAAUAAUUGAUAUCUGAUUCAUAUUAAGACUACAUUAAAGCUUCAAAAUUUAAAAAAAUUAACAAAUACUGAACAAACGGGUAAGCGUUGCUUGCAUUUGGAAAUAUCGUCUGCACUACUCUUCAAGAAUCAUAGAUGAGACCAAAAUUAUAGGUGUAAUCUUUUUUUAUCUUCUUGCACAAUUAUACAUAACUAUAAAUUCCCACAUCUCCUAUACACUGUAGGGUAUAUAUGCACCCUCGAUGAGUGAACUAACUAUAUUUUAAUGUUUAGAAAAUGCUUUAUAUAUUAUUUCAAAGGCUUCCGAUAUUCUCAUUAUAUCUCCAGUGGUGUGAAAAUAUAUAAAACACAAUCAUAUAGAAUAUACAUAUAUACGUCAGGGUUAUUUUAUUUCUUCUACUCUUACCACCUUCGGGAAAAUGGAACAGCAGAAUGUAUGUUGCUCUAUUCAACCGCAUAUCAUCGUCUAACUCAUACAGUAUAAGUCAGUCAAAUAAAUGAUAUUUAGGGCCUGCAAUUUGAAUAAGUCCUUAGUUCACUAAAAGAUAUUCAUCAUGUUUAGGACGUCGUAUAUAAAAAGGAUCUCUGUGGUUGAGAUUGUAACCUAGAACAUUUUUGAAAAAACAAAAAAAUUGAAGUGGUGGCCAUAUAUAUGGCCAUUCUGUCCGUCUUUGGUGACCUUUAGUGCAAGCAAUGCGAAAUGACGGAUACAAAGCAGAAUGCAUUGGCCUAAUCUCGGAGAACACCGAAUUUUCUAUAGAAAAAUCACUAACUAAACCUUUGGUCUAAUCAUUACAUUGAGAUGAAACAACUUUCGAUCGCUUCCAACCUUCAACAAUUCGAUUUCCGACCUUCUGCCGAACAUGCGAACAAUACACAGAUGAAAAAAAAGCUUUCUGACGAAGCUUAACAUUAACUGAUCAAUUUUUUUAGAUUCCUCUUCCUGAUAUGUAUGGUUUUGCUACAAGAAUGUCUCAUCAUUUUCUUCAGUUGACACCGUCGUUUAUAAGUUGUUGUCAACAGUUGGGACAAGCAAAUGCUUUCGUAUUUUGAUUUCAUGAUCUUUCUUUUGCGAACCCUUAAACCACUACAAAAAAUUCCUCUAGUCCAAAAUUGAUAUUGUAAAUACUUAAAUUUUUUUGAAAAACACAAUUGUAAUAAGCAAAUAUUACAAAUAUCAUCACUUCAUUUCCUUGUAAACACUACAUUGCAAGGAAAAAAUAUUUGACCUGCAAUCAUCUUGAGCAUGUAACAAAAUCGAUUUCAACGUCAAUUCAUUGUUUGUAAUUACUUGAAUAACAAUGUACUGAGACGGAAAUAGGAGAAAAAACGAUGUGAAAUUAGAGUUCAACAAUAUUUCGUAUCAGAAUUGUCUGUAAGUUGUACUAUAAUACUGAUGCAUGCAUCGAUGUAGUCACUACAGGUCGAAAUUUUCUAGAAUUGUUUAUAAAACGUUAAAGACAAUUAUAACGUGUAGUAACCGCAUAAGUAAAAAUUUCCACAACUUAAAACUUUUUAUCCGUGGCUCUUUUUAACAGUUUUCUGCAACCGUCUGCCCCCAUCACGACAAAUAUGUCAUUAUCCUAGGCUGUAACCUACAAUUCAUUGAAUUUUCAAUCUUAUUUUGUAUAUUCUUCCGAAAAACGUGUCAAUGUAAGUAUUGAAACAAAUUUUGUAGUACAUAAUACUAAAAUACGCAAUUUUUUUGAUUCUAACAGACCCAC